Molecule: messenger RNA, 1367 nt
Organism: Gilbertella persicaria
Lineage: Eukaryota; Fungi; Mucoromycota; Mucoromycetes; Mucorales; Choanephoraceae
Product: general substrate transporter
Exons: 6
Coding region: 27-1319 (430 amino acids)
Biological process (GO): transmembrane transport; carbohydrate transport
Cellular component (GO): membrane
Molecular function (GO): carbohydrate:proton symporter activity
Source: RefSeq, a predicted model, not a curated record
AUCAAUCUGAGAUUGCACCCAAAAAUAUGCGUGGUCGAUUAAUGUCUAUUCAACAAUUUGCUAUCACUCUCGGCACAGCUGUCUCUUACUGGCUGUCUUAUGCUUUUGUCGAUGCUUCUGAAUCAACAGGUUGGCGAUUAACAUUGGGUCUUCAACUUGUACCUGCCUUUAUUUGUCUUAUAGGCUUACUUUUGUUUAUACCGCAGAGUCCACGCCAUUCGAUUGACAAAAACUAUCCAGCAGAAGCACUUGAAACACUGUCAAAAAUCAGAGGUGAUGGCACCAAGACACACACAGCUGUCUUGAUGGAAUUCACUGAAAUGAAGCAGAACAUUUCGUUCGAACACAAACUGUUCAAAGACCAUAAAUAUAAACGAAUUUUUUCUAAUGGACCCGAGCAUAAUCUAAAGCGACUUUUACUCGGAAUGGCUGUACAGAUCUUUCAACAAUUUACGGGCGUCAAUGCGUUAUUAGUCUAUGCUCCUCAAAUAUUUGAAGCAACCGGUAUUCGAGGAAGAGAUGCUUCCCUUGUUGCUAAUGGACUAAGUGGGUCUAUUAACUUGUUAGCUACUAUUCCUGCCAUGAUAUUUAUUGAUCGAUGGGGAAGACGUCCUACCAUGAUUAUUGGAGCUAUUUUAUGCAGUGUCUGUAUCGGUGUCAUGGCUAUUUUAGCAGGUGUACACAACUAUGCAUUUGCCAGCACAAGUGAAUUUUUGACCACAGCCGAAACAGCUACAGCCAACACAGGCAAGAGUGGCAACCCUUUAAUUUUGUUAUUUGAUACCAGUGGAUCCACCAUUGCUUUUUUGAUUGUUAUGUAUUUCUGUGUUGCAUUUUACUCAUGCACAUGGGGCACAUUAGGUUGGAUUUACCCCACAGAACUCUAUUCUCAAGGUGUGAGAGCCAAAGCCUUAGGCAUCUCCACUGCUUCCAACUGGUUAUUUACUUAUGCUGUACUCCAGUUGACGCCUAUUAUGCUACAGAACAUUUAUUGGCGAACCUAUGUCUUGUUCUCUGUUGCUUGUUUGAUGAUAGCAGUCAUCGUUCAUUAUGAGUUUCCUGAAACAAACGGAAAAUCACUGGAAGAAGUAGAUCUUAUCUUUAGUGGUAAAUUUGGCUCAUUUGACACAGAUGUGCAUCACCCACAGACAGCUGCUGCUGCCUUGGCUCAAAUGGAGAAAGUGCAGCAAAAGAACAGAGAUUUAUAUCGAUUUCCAUUUACACCUGAAAGAACAGCAUUUACAAAUCAUCAUACAGCUAGAAUACCAUUUUUAACAACAAGGCAUUAUGUUGUUACUACUCCCACACCUCAUUUCUAAUAAUACUUAAUACUAAUAAAUAUCGUUGUAAAUACACCUUUUAUUUAA